This is a messenger RNA of Cygnus olor (mute swan), 3301 nucleotides long. RefSeq names its product transmembrane 9 superfamily member 2 (gene TM9SF2). Gene Ontology annotation, cellular component: membrane. The record is from RefSeq and is a predicted model, not a curated record. Gene Ontology annotation, biological process: protein localization to membrane. NCBI's taxonomy places the organism in Eukaryota, Metazoa, Chordata, Aves, Anseriformes, Anatidae.
AUGGCCCUGCGGCCGCUCCUCGUCGCCUUGGCGCUGUCGGCCGCCGCUGCGCCGCCCCUCGCGGUCGCCUUCUACCUGCCGGGCCUGGCGCCCGUCAACUUCUGCGAGGCCGACAGGGAGACGGCGGAGUGCAAGUCUGGAAUCGAGCUGUUUGUGAACAGGCUUGACUCUGUAGAGUCUGUCCUUCCCUAUGAAUAUACUGCGUUUGAUUUCUGUCAAGCAGAAGGAAAGAAGCGUCCCUCUGAAAACCUUGGUCAAGUGUUGAGAGAGGAUAGAACGUCUCCUUACAGGUUCACAUUCAACAAGAAGGAGACAUGUAAAUCUGUUUGUACAAAGACGUAUGAUACCAAAAAGCCAGAAGAUAAGCAGAAAUUAGACUUUUUGAAAAAAAGUAUGCUACUGAAUUAUCAACAUCAUUGGAUUGUGGACAACAUGCCUGUGACCUGGUGCUAUGAUGUUGAAGAUGGCCAGCGGUUCUGCAAUCCUGGUUUUCCCAUUGGCUGUUAUAUUACAGAAGAUGGCCGUCCGAAAGAUGCCUGUGUUAUUAACUCAGAAUUUCGUGAAAAAGAUACUUUUUAUAUCUUCAAUCAUGUUGACAUAAAAUAUUACCAUGUUGUGGAAAAUGAAGCUCUGGGAGCAAGACUUGUUGCUGCUAAACUUGAACCAAAAAGUUACAAGCAUACUCAUCCAGACAACCCUGACUGUUCAGGAGUUUCUAUGGAUAUAAGUAAUAAGGCUAAUGGAGAAGUCAAAAUUGCUUACACAUACUCAGUUUCUUUUCAAGAAGAAAAAAAUAUAAGGUGGGCAUCAAGAUGGGAUUAUAUUUUGGAAUCCAUGCCUCACACUCACAUUCAGUGGUUUAGCAUUAUGAAUUCCUUGGUGAUUGUCCUUUUUCUGUCUGGAAUGGUAGCUAUGAUUAUGCUGAGGACACUGCAUAAAGACAUUGCAAGAUACAAUCAGAUGGAUUCUACCGAGGAUGCUCAGGAAGAAUUUGGCUGGAAGCUGGUUCAUGGUGAUAUUUUCAGGCCCCCAAGAAAAGGAAUGCUGUUGUCUGUUUUUCUUGGCUCUGGCACACAGAUCUUAAUAAUGACUUUUGUUACGCUGUUUUUUGCUUGCCUGGGAUUUUUGUCACCUGCUAACCGGGGAGCUCUUAUGACCUGUGCUGUAGUUUUGUUGCUGCUUGGAACUCCAGCAGGUUAUGUUGCUGCCAGAUUCUACAAAUCAUUUGGAGGUGAGAAAUGGAAAACAAAUGUCCUGCUGACAUCAUUCCUUUGUUGGGGAAUUGUAUUUGCAGAUUUUUUUAUCAUGAACCUCAUUCUCUGGGGAGAAGGCUCUUCAGCAGCUAUUCCGUUUGGUACUCUGGUUGCUAUUUUGGCUCUCUGGUUUUGCAUAUCUGUACCAUUGACGUUUAUUGGUGCCUAUUUUGGCUUUAAGAAAAAUCUAUUGAACACCCUGUUCGCAACGAAUCAAAUUCCUCGUCAGUCCUGAGCAAUCAUUCUAUACAAACCAUUACCUGGGAUUAUCAUGGGAGGGAUUCUGCCUUUUGGGUGUAUCUUUAUACAGUUGUUCUUCAUUCUGACAGUAUUUGGUAAGUUAACUACAACCUACGUGAACCUUCUCAGUCAUCAAAAGUUGUCUCACCAGAUGUAUUACAUGUUUGGCUUCCUGUUUCUGGUAUUCAUUAAUUUUGGUUAUUACAUGUCUGAGGCCACAAUAUUGCUCUGCUACUUCCAUCUAUGUGCAGAGGACUAUCACUGGCAGUGGCGUUCAUUUCUCACGAGUGGUUUCACUGCAGUUUAUUUCCUAAUAUAUGCAAUACAUUAUUUUUUCUCAAAACUGCAAAUCACAGGAACAGCUAGCACCAUUUUGUUUGGUUAUACCAUGAUUAUGGUUUUGAUCUUCUUCCUCUUCACAGGGACAAUUGGAUUCUUUGCAUGCUUUUGGUUUGUAACCAAAAUCUACAGUGUGGUGAAAGUUGACUGAAGAAACCAAUGUAAAGAAUUAACACAGAAGAGGUUUAAUCUUCAUUAACGUAACUUAAAGACCUGGUCUAGUCAAUGAACUUGAGCUUUAUCAGAAGUAUUGGCUUCCUAUUCUUUUGAGAAUGAUACUGAAUAUGCAGCUACCCCAAACACUUUUUUCCACUAACACGUUUGUAUUGUGACUUAACAACCUGUUUUCAUUCAGAUCUUAAUGAAGAUCAGUUACAAUAUUUAUGCAUUGUAAAUACAACUAUACUUCAAAAGAAAUGUUAAAUUCUAAUGGCAGAAUAGAAGUGGCUGUAUUACACAACUUAAUGAUACUUCUGAUUAAAGUACAACUGUAAAUAGGAUUUUCUAGCUUGGUAGGUGGGAUGAAUUAUUUUUCUUUGAGGGAAAUGAGAACUUUUUAUUACGCUAACUUUGAAGGAUGACUCUUAAGAAGUGUUGCUUUUAGUUUGGAUGUGAUUUUUAUUUUUACUGGUAUUAUGUCCAUAAAUAUUCUGAUUUCUGUGACUUCAUUAGUUUCAGUGUUCUUGGCCUUUUAAACUAUGUGCCUCUGAGUCCUUGAAUUUAUAAAUUCAUAAUCUAAUAAAUAUUGUAAAAAUGUCUUCAGUGGGUCAUUACCUAUUAUAAAUUCAUAAAAAUCUGUGAAUACAAUUAUAUUGAAGAGGGAUGCUUAAAGAUUGCAUAGAGUGUUUUAUGUGUAUUGACACACCUUUAGGUCUGCAAGACAUGUUAUUUGUGUUACAUGGCUAUAACGCUACAAUGUGAUUGUGGCAGGUGAGAACGAAAUUAUACACACACAUUGCCAAAAACCUCUACAGCAUUGUUUCAGUCCUUAACCUAGGUACUUAACCCAGUCCAGAGACUGCUGUGGAAUUGUCAAUAUGUUGAGAAGAUCUUAAUGCAUGAGUCAGCAUCCUCUGCUGGUCAUGCUUUCAAGAGAUCUUGAUGAUGCAUAUUCUAUAUGGCAACUAUUGCCGGUUGUACUUGAUGUAGGUUAAAAAAAAAUAAAAGCAAAUUACUAUUUUUGCCUUAUAUUAAGAGACUAAAGCCAAUUUCAGGUGACUAUCAUUAAACCUGUAUUUGCUCUUUUUGAAAAUGGAAUAUUUUAUUCAUACUUUGUUCAGUAAUUUAGAUUCAAAACACGAUUUGGCUUUUGGCAUUUUUUCACAAGCCUGAUAAAAUUUUAUUUAAAAUUAAUCAUCAUGUAUCACUUGUCAUUCAUAAGGUUGCUUUCUUCAUCCUUACUGGUUUGCUUUUCUAAAAGACCUUAACCUAAUGAUGAUUGAAUACUGAACCCAAUAAAAAUAUCUUUG